Menidia menidia (Atlantic silverside) is the source of this 2092-nucleotide messenger RNA. The record is from the annotation of a GenBank genome assembly. Lineage: Eukaryota; Metazoa; Chordata; Actinopteri; Atheriniformes; Atherinopsidae.
CCUGUUAUGAUUUUGUAUUUCUUUUAUUUUUGCACGUGUGGCUACUAUUAAAUCAUAGUCUUAUAAUCUUUUUAUCAACUUUUUUUUUUUUAAGUUUGACCUAAAAUUGGGUUAUGUUUUGAACAAGCCUGUUUUGCUUUCAUAAUAUCUUGUUAAAUUAUGUCAUACUCGUAGUACGUUUUGCUUUUUGUGUUUUUAGUUUGAAAAGAGCCACCAGCAAGUACUUCCGCUGUCCUCUGGUCACGUGACGUGUGUGUCCUUGGUUUGCUAAUUUUGACAUGUGAGCAGCAGAAACAUGUCUUUCCCUAAAAAGCCAGGGGAUAAAGCGUUGGAGGUUUUGAAGAGUCUUCCGCGGAUUAGUUUAGCAAACCUUCGGCCUGAGCCUGGAGCCAAGAAGCUGGGUAAACGACGGGGCAGAGGACAGCACGGAGGCAACAGAAGCGGCCGAGGUCACAAAGGAGAGCGGCAGAGAGGAACCCGUCCCCGGCUUGGGUUUGAGGGGGGUCAGACCCCCUUUUAUCUGGCCAUCCCAAAAUAUGGCUUCAACGAAGGACACAGUCGGCGUCCACAAUACCAGCCUCUGUCCCUGAAACGACUCCAGUACUUGAUCGAUCUGGGCCGGGUAGACCCCACCCAGCCCAUAGACCUGACCCAGCUUGUCAAUGGCAGAGGAGUAACGGUCCAGCCUUUAAAAAGAGACUAUGGAGUCCAGCUGGUCGAUGAGGGCGCAGAUAUUUUUGCGGCAAAGAUCAACAUAGAGGUUCAGAGAGCGUCCGAAGGGGCCAUAGCUGCUAUAGAGAGGAACGGAGGGGUCAUCACCACCACUUUCUACGACCCCAUCAGUCUAGGAAUCCUCAUCAAGCCCGUCCCGUUCUUCAUGCGUGGGCAGCCAAUCCCGAAGCGGAUGCUCCCCGGGGAGGACAUGGUCCCGUACUACAGAGGUGCCGAAAACCGGGGUUACCUAGCAGAUCCGGAGAAAAUCCAGCAGGCCCGGCUGGCCCUGGCACAGAAGUACGGCUACGUGCUGCCGGACAUUUCAAAGGACGAACUAUAUCACAUGCUGGCCAUGAGGAAGGAUGUUCGACAGAUCUUCUUUGGCCUCUCUCCAGGAUGGGUGGUGAACAUGCCCGAGAAGAAAAUCCUCAAACCAACUGAUGAGAAACUGCUGAAAUACUACAUGACGCUGGACAGCCUCGUGUCCGAGCACAACUGGCCCGUGCUGCAUGAUGGAAGGAACGUGAACUGUAACAGCCACUUCGAGCUCUGCGCAAACUCCUACGAGAGCGAGGAUUCUGGACCCGGGGCCCGGAGGGGCGAGGUGAGAUCCCCGUGCUCGGGGCCCUCCAGCCCGCUCUCCGUCCACUCGGACUCCAGCUGCGCCAGUCCAGAGGCCAAGUCCGGCCCGGCCCAGCAGAGGGUCCGGAGGCCCCUGAACGCCUUCAUCAUCUGGACCAAAGAGGAGCGCAGGAGGCUGGCGCAGCUCAACCCGGACCUGGAGAACACGGAUCUGAGCAAAAUCCUCGGAAAGACCUGGAAGGCCAUGUCUUUGGCUGAGAAGCGCCCCUACAUGCAGGAGGCCGAGCGCCUGAGGGUCCAGCACACCAUCGACUACCCCGACUACAAGUACCGGCCGCGGAGGAGGAAGCAGCUGAAGAAGAGCUCCAGGCCCCAGAUGCCCGACGCCGCCCCCCCCCCAGCUCUGCCCCUCGGGCUUCAGGGUGCCCUACAACCUCACAACCAGCCGCAGCCAUUCCACAGCCUGCCCGAUUUCCAGCACGCUCCUCUACAGGCCGGGUACCCGAACCCUAAAGUUUCUGGAGACCCUUUCUCCGGCGGGUACCCGAACCCCCCGCCGUACCAGAUGGAGCCCCAGGCGUAUUACGGGUUCUCCGCCCAGACCCAGCCUUUCCUGGAUCAGAGGGAUCCAGGGGGCCUCGGGGUCCAGCAGGGCCCCCCCGGGGCCUCCCUGGACUUGUACCUGGAGCAGGCUCAGCUGGACAUGCUUUACGACCUGGACCGCAGCGAGUUCGAACAGUACCUGGGCCCCGGCCCUCACAGGCCCGAGUCGGCAGAUCCCGGCCGCGACCACUAA